Messenger RNA from Ziziphus jujuba (common jujube), 603 nucleotides. Its product is annotated as 7-deoxyloganetic acid glucosyltransferase-like. The transcript has 2 exons. The record is from RefSeq and is a predicted model, not a curated record. The coding region runs from base 1 to 603 and encodes 200 amino acids. Gene Ontology annotation, molecular function: UDP-glycosyltransferase activity. NCBI's taxonomy places the organism in Eukaryota, Viridiplantae, Streptophyta, Magnoliopsida, Rosales, Rhamnaceae.
AUGCCUCUCAUUGGGAAGCAGAUCAAAAUUGCCUUCUUUGGGAGUCUUGCCCAAGCUUCAAUUUCUCAAUUGUCGGAAUUUUGGCACGGUUUGGUCAAUAGUGGACACCCUUUCUUGUGGGUCCUAAGACCAGAUGUUAUAUUAUGUGAAGAAGGAGAGCAUGUGAUUGUUCCUCAAGAGCUUCAAAAGGGUGCAAAUGAAAAGGGACUUAUAGUUGAUUGGGCUCGACAAGAGCAAGUUUUGGGCCAUGAUUCUAUUGGUGGGUUUUUGACCCAUUGUGGUUGGAACUCCAUCUUAGAAAGCAUUGUGGCUAGAAUUCCACUGAUCUGUUGGCCCCAAACAAGCGACCAAAAUAUUAAUGCUGAUCUUGUUAGCAAUGUGUUGGGAGCUGGGCUUGAAUUGGAAGCUUGUGAUAGGUUGAUCGUACGAAGGGCUGUAGAAAACUUGAUGGGAAGUAAAAGGGAGGAACUUCAAAAUUCAAUUGAUAGAAUUGCAAAAUGUGCUCAAGAUGUUAUUGGAGCAGGUGGGUCUUCUAUUCACAAUUUGGGAAUCCUAGUUGAAGAUAUCAAGAAGAUAAAACUAGAGAGCCAAAAUGUGGAAUAA